AUGACCGAGGAUGAGGAAGCGAGUAGGAGUGGCGGAUCUACAUUGAGCUCGAGGGAGAGGAGGCGGAGCAGAGCUUCGAGGUUCGGAACAUUGUCUCCUCAGAGAGCCGCUGCUAUUCCGUCAGACCUUGUAGAAGCCAUAGCCGGUUGGAGACAAGCCACGCCAGAAGCGAUCUCUCCUCGAUCUAAGCGCAGAGCAGGCGCUCUGUCUGCUCACUCGCACCUUGCAGGGGCAGAUUCUGCGGUGAGAUAUGCCACACUGCUCACCCUCACACAAGAUCUGGCUUCUAGAAUAGGCGGACCCUUUGGAUGGACUCCGGCAACCGUAUUCGAUUACAACGCAGGAGUCGGAGAAGGACUGUGGGCGGUGGAGAAUGCUUGGCCAGGCGCUGUACAGAGGUUCGAAGGGCUCACCAACGGUCCGCUAGCCAGACUCGGCUCCAGCUUGCUGCGCGAUCUGCCAGAAGAUCACGCGCUGAGAAGGCUCGAAGAAGAAAAGAAGGUUCGUUUCCACACUAAUUCCACCCGAAGCAAUGCGCAGGCUUUUGGAAGACGUGAGCGCGGAGCAGCUAGGGAUGCGGAUGAGGAGGAGCAAGAAGCUAGUUUCGAUGCUGCUGUGCAGUCGACCUCUUCAUCUGCCCCAUCAAAUACGCUCGCCAUCCUGCCAUAUGCUCUCAGCGCACUUUCUAGCGACAAUGCUCGCUCGGCGCUGCUGAGGAAGAUCUGGGAGUCCGGAGCACAAAUGAUCCUCGUUGUGGAAGAAGGCGAUCACAGAGGUUUCGCGUGCGUGGCCAGCGCAAGGGAAGAACUGUUGGCUCUUGGCAACGAUCCGCCUUGUGCGAUGGCCAAUGUUGACGAAGAUGAGGUGCUUACGCUGGGUGGUCAGAAGUUCUACGCGCAAAAGAGCGAAAAUGCAGCUGCUGAAGAUGGCGAAGACGCGGAGACUGGACGUGCAUCAGGUGCGCACGUCGUGGCGCCAGUGAGUCUCCGUGAAUGUGGCUGGCCAACUCGAUGCUUUCUCUCUGAUUUCUUGCGGCUAUCCUCCGUCGACGCAGUGCCCACAUGACGGACCCUGCCCGCUGUUGCACGACUUUCAGCCACCACCUCUCGGCAACUCUUCUUUUCGUGGCAAGUCGAAGCUGCAAGUCUGCGCCUUUCCUGCGCGGGCCACCCUUCCGCUCUGGGUGGCCCGUGAUCGAAAGCGGCGAGAGGAGAACAGCAGAUACUCGUACGUCGUCGUAGCCAGAGGCCCUAGACCUCAGCGCACAACUGCGCAAGACACGACUCAGCUUCUAGCAACGGAUCCCUUGGGCUCGUCUCACAAUCUAGAAGCUCAGCUGGUGGCUGACGCGGGCAACGCGGACAGAACAAAGGUCGGCAUCCUCGAAGCGCUGAGAAGGAGCCCUAGUCGCCUUCCGACAGAUGUGGUUGUGGAAGGGAGCGCGCCCGCACCUUCAUCCUCAGAAGAUGCAGAUCCUGACGCUCGUCUUUCCAGCGUCCUAGAGGCUCAGACGGAGAUCGAGGCUGGGGCCGGAGACACCACUUUACAGUCGAGUGCCUCCAAUGGGAGCCAGCUUUCAAGUCUUUUGGAGGCAGCCAUGCGCAGAGAAGCUACGCGUGCAGGCGAAGAGGUCGACGAAGAGACUCUCCAAGCUGCCCUGGCUCAGGCGAAUGCUCAGGGCGUGUGGCAAGAUUCUGCGAGUCUUGCGGAGCACGACGACGAGAUUCAAAGGGAGGUGCAGGAGGAAGAAGCAGAGGAAUUCGGGAGCAAUGACGCAUUCAUAGGUGCACAAGGAGCCGAGAUCAACGCGCCCAGCUCCGCUCAGAUCCUCUCCGCUUUCAAUGAGCUCUCUGGACGUUCAGCUUCUGCGCCCACAGAGGUUGCUUUCCGCGACGUUGAUGUCGAGGCAGAAGAUGCGGAAGAGACCGAGAUAGUGGCACAACGCUUGUCGAGAGCUAGAAUACCUGGCGACGAAGUAGCAGAGGAGCAGGAGCUGCUCAACUCCCUUGAGGAGGACUUUAGCGUCGCUGAUGAAGAGGCUAUGAGGAGAGAAGCGUUUUACUGGCCACGACUUGUGUUGCCUCCGCUGAAGAAGGGAGGACAUGUAUGUUUUGAUGCCUGUAUGGCUGAAGGUGAGAGGUGUUCAGUGCACCGAUGUCUUUUCUUUCUCCGUCUCUGUUGCAAAGGCUGUUCGUCUGAUGUGUCAACAUUUUCUCACCCUUGAUUGCGCGCCCCAGGCACCAUCUCUCGCUUCACGCUACCAAAGUCAGCAGGAAGACAAGCAUAUCACGAUGCUCGCAAAGCUUCCUGGGGAGAUCUCUUUCCUCAUCCGUCUGUCAAGGCGCUGCAAGAAAAGGUGCCAGCAGCAGACACGUCCUCUCGAGCUCCCAUCUCUCGCCCAGAACAGCGCAACGCGCACGGCAAGAAGAUCAAGAAGGAGUUGCUCUCUUCAGCUGCUGCUAUCGGAGCUGACAUAGUCGCAGCGCAUCCAAAGUAUCAGUCAGCCAGCUCGCAGCAGAAAGAGGCAAAGACUGGCGCAGUGGAGAUGAGCUUUGGAGAGAGACGCAAGAAGGGCAGGAGGUGGGAGAGCGAGCGCGAUGGCGAAUUGCGCAUCAAUGCGCGCGAGAGCAGAAAGCGUAGCUUGGGCGACUUGGAUCGCGAGAUUUUUGGAUGA
Ceraceosorus bombacis is the source of this 2674-nucleotide messenger RNA. Lineage: Eukaryota; Fungi; Basidiomycota; Exobasidiomycetes; Ceraceosorales; Ceraceosoraceae. The record is from the annotation of a GenBank genome assembly.